Messenger RNA from Colletotrichum truncatum, 1380 nucleotides. NCBI's taxonomy places the organism in Eukaryota, Fungi, Ascomycota, Sordariomycetes, Glomerellales, Glomerellaceae. The record is from RefSeq and is a predicted model, not a curated record.
AUGGCUCCCAAAAUCCCAAGAUAUGCCAAGGACCAGCCUGCCGGCUUCGUCAACCGCAUCGAGAAAGUUGCGAUAGUUGGUGCUACGGGUACCAUGGGCAAAUUUGUGACACAAGAACUGCUCAAAGGCGGAAAACACCAGGUGACUGCCAUCACCCGGCAUGAUAGCAGCUCCAAAUUGCCGAAAGGCGUCAUUGCGGCCAAGGUCGACUACGACGAUGAAGACUCCAUCGUCCGAGCUCUUGAAGGGCAGCAGUAUCUCGUCAUUACCAUGAACUCCCGCGCUCCUCAAGAAAUUCAGAUUAAGCUCAUUAGGGCUGCAGCCAAAGCCGGCGUUCCCCACGUGAUGCCCAAUGCAUGGGGUCCGGACCCGCAGAACGAAUCCCUCAUGAGCGAUACCCUGCUCGGCCACGCUUUCCAGGGCGCCGUGAAAGAGAUUGAACAGCUUGGCGUUAGCGACUGGAUUAUCAUGUCACCCGGCUUCUGGUAUGAGUUCAGCUUGGGUCUGUCGCCUGACCAGUACGGCUUCGACAUGAAGAAAAAGUCACUCAUCCUGUUCGAUGAUGGAAAUGUCAAAAUCAACACCUCGACUUUGGCGCAGUGUGGCCGCGGAAUUGCUGCGUUUGUAAGCCUAAAGUGGCUGCCCGAGGACGAGAACGACGAGUCCCCUACGAUACAAAAAUGGGCCAACGACGUUUUCUACAUUUCAAGCUUUUUCGUUUCUCAGCUAGACAUGUUCGACAGCGUGAAGCGAGCCACUGGUACGACAGAUGGUGACUGGAAGAUCUCGUACGAAAACACAAAGGAGCGGUGGGAGGCCGGCCAUGAGGCGUUGAAAAAGGGAGACAGGACUGGGUUUUCAAGACUGAUGUAUACUCGCAUCUUCUACCCCGUGGGUGAUGGUGAUGUCGAGCACAAAUACGGCUUAGCAAACGACAUACUGGGGUUGCCCAAGGAAGACCUUGAUGAAGCAAGUAAAGAGGCUGUAAUCGAUGCGCCCAUCUCGGAAAUCUGGGCCAUCAUUUCGGCUUUCGGCUCCGAGAGGCUCUGGUUUCCCGGCGUAGUCAAGUCCAGCCUGGAAGGAUUCGGCAUCGGAUCAGUGCGCACGCUUACAUUCGACAACGGCUCUGUCGUCCACGAGCGCCUGGAAGUGGCCGACCCCGAAACCCAUACCGUCAGGUACCUGAUCCUCGACGGCGUCCCAAACACAACCAACCCCCGCGGCACGCUGCAACUUACCGCCGUUAACGAAAACCAGACACGCUUCGUCUGGUCUGGCGCAUCGGAUUGGACGGAGCCGAGCUUCAAACCUGUGCUGGCCGGUAUACUAGAUGAGAUGUUCACUGGGUGUAUAGACGCCGUCGCGGCAAAGUUGAAGUAG